Saccostrea cuccullata (small rock oyster) is the source of this 3889-nucleotide messenger RNA. RefSeq lists its product as uncharacterized. The record is from RefSeq and is a predicted model, not a curated record. Lineage: Eukaryota; Metazoa; Mollusca; Bivalvia; Ostreida; Ostreidae. Bases 387 to 3305 code for a protein of 972 amino acids. The transcript is spliced from 5 exons.
UUAAUUAUAAAUAUGUAAGCUUGUAGCGCAGUUAAAGUUUAAUUUUUGUAAAAAUAUCUAUUUACUGUACAACUCCAUUCAUCUCUUAAAUAUCGUUUUAUAUUCUGCUGCGUUUUUUUUCCACAUCGUAAGUUUAUUUCAAAAUAAACUCAAAAGGACUUUUUUCCCUGUACCCCAUACAUCGGGAUCGAUAUUCCGAACUUCUCAUUAGUGAAACCGGAAGUAGUGUAAUAAACAAUGAGCAAGGAGUAAGGUUUACAUCAACGUUUUACAUGGUCAACUCAAAUCAUUUUAAUGAAAAAAAUAUGAAAUAAUCAGCACCAGAAACAAAACUUCCAAAGAAAGAAUGUUGGAGAAGAUCAGAAGAUGGACAGUUUGAGUGUAGAAUGUGCAAGAGAAAAUUGACAACAAAACAAAGAGUGUUGACACAUCUGAAUUUAGUCCAUAAUUUGACCCCAAUAAGGAAUGAAAAAAAAAAGUACAAAUAUGACAGUGCUGCAACUGUUCCUAGAUCAACUGUGUAUCGAUGGAGAAAAAAAAAAGAUGUUCAUGGUAACACAUCUGCAAAAAGGACUCUUUUCCAGGAAUCUCAGUUUAUCACAGAAAAUCAAAGUGAGGAAGCAGGUGCAGAUCCAGAUCUCUUGGCAUCACUUGAAAAUUCAAGCUCCGAAGAAGUUGAAUCACAGGAGGUCUUUCUGGACUCUUCAGAAAAUCACAUGUACUCCCAUCUUUUAGCAGAUCAAUGUUUAGCCUCUUGUAAUGCCAAACCAUCUAAAGAUUUCCAACUUUUAACAGACCAGGAGAUUUCAUCUAGCAAUACCAGCAAGACAGAGAAAGAUAUGGUGGUUCAGGUUAAUGAUGAACAGUCAAUCAUACAUGAAAAUGAGACAUCAGAUACAGAAAGUGAUAUCUCUUUUCAGUAUGAUUCCUUAGAUAAUCAUUUUGAAACAAAAUCUAUUGAUUUUUCAUCAUCUAAUUCUUGUGAUUUCUCGUCUGACUCUAAUGACACAGAUUCAAACGCAGCAUCAUUCUCGGAAUCUUGUUCGUUGGACUCGGAUACUGAAACUUUUUCAAAUGAAAGUGACUCUGAUAUAAUACCUGAAAAUUCAGAAAAUAAUCUAAAUAUGCCUAAGAAGGAAUACCAGGCACUCUCUCUAUUAUCAUGCUUCUUAAGGAAUAAAUUUUCAGCAAGUGCAAGUAAAGAUGUAAUUGAUACAUUAAAGAAAACUUUUCCAAAAUCAGAAGAAGUAUGUGCUCUGGACUGGGAUGAAAUGUUAUCGCACACAGAUAAUACUCCUAUGCAUGAGAUUCACUACUGUACUCUCUGUAACAAAGUUUUUCCUGUUGAAGAUGAUGAUGUGUUUCAAUGUCAGAGUCGGGACUGUGACGGGCUCCGUUACAAAGGCCCUUUAAGCAAACAACAAACCAAAACAAGACAACCAAGGCAGGUCUUCGUUUUUGCAGAUGUAGGAAAACAAUUAAUGGAUUUACUACAGACACCAGGAAUAUGGGAAGAUAUUCAAGAGACAAAACAAAAGGCAUAUGAUAGAAUGAAUACAGGAUGCAGCCUUUUAACAGACAUCUCAGAUGGACAAGGAUACAGGAAAUUGAUGCAAGAUGGAUAUCUAGAUAGUAAUAAUUUGACUGCAAUUUUCAACACAGAUGGGGUAAACUUAUAUUCUUCAUCUAAAAUAGAGUUAUGGCCAAUAUUUUUGGCCAUAAAUGAGCUGAGCCCCCCAAAACGUUUUUCGCGUGAAAACAUUCUUCUAGCUGGGAUGUGGCAGGGCAAGGGAAAACCACCAUUUCAGGAAUACUUCAAAGUUUUCAGUGAAUUUAUGAAUGCUUUAUAUGUUGAUGGUGUUGAUGUAUGCAUAAGUAACAAAAAUUAUUCUAUAAAGCUGAAGAUUGUUUGUGGAACCAUGGAUUUACCAGCAAAGGCAGAACUAUUAAACAUGUCCUAUUUCAAUGGACCAUAUCCAUGUAUUACUUGUGAGGAGGAGGGGAAAACAGUCAAACAAGGAAAAGGAACUGCUAGAUGUUUACCAUUUAGGAUUCCCGGGUCCCAACCCACGCAGCGGAAACAUGAUUUACUAGUUGAAAACAUGAGGAGUGGUACACCAAAUAAUCGUUCAAAGGGAAUGAAAGGAAUGUCUGGAAUUUCUUACUUAAAAGAUUUUGAUAUUGUUGCAGGAAUAGUACCAGAUUACAUGCAUGGUGUUUGCUUAGGCAUUGUAAAAUCUUUGAUGUGUAAGUGGUUUUCAACGAAAAAUAAAGCAGCAGAUUACUUUGUUGGAGAAAACAUACAGGAAAUAUCACGACGUAUGGAAAGUUUAAAACCCCCUUACAGCAUUGAAAGACUUCCAAGAAACUUGGAGAAACACUACCAACACUUUAAAGCGACGGAAUUACAAAGUUGGCUUCUUUAUUACGCAUUGCCAUGUAUAGAAGAUUUUUUGGAUGAUCAAUUUCUUGAGAAUUAUUCUUGUCUGUCUGAAAGUAUAUAUAUUUUACUUGGUGACAAAAUAUCUCAGACAGACAUAACCCGUGCAGAAGAUCUUUUGCAACAAUUCUAUUCUUCAUUUGAAAGGUUAUAUGGGGAGGGUUCAUGUGGUCUAAAUGUUCACAACACUGGAUUGCAUUUGAGUCACUUUGUAAAACUUUGGGGUCCCAUGUGGUGUUGGAGUUGCUUUCCAUUCGAGGAUAUUAAUGCUAUGCUUUUAAAAUCUGUUCAUGGAACUGGGGUUGUUUUGAAACAGGCCAUGAAAUAUAGACAAGCGCAGCUAUGUAUAAGGAGAAAAGGAUUACAACUAAGAAAGUGUGACAGUUUAAAAGUAACCUACAAUGCUAAUAACUGUGAUGUAGCUGGAUCUUUGCAGCCUCUUCAACAACACGAAUUGGAAGAUUCGGUGAAAGCAGCUCUUUUAGACAUCAUACCAGAAAAUUUGCGUGUUUUGAAAAAAGUUAAUAGAAUAGUUGUAAAUCAGAAGAGGUUUUAUUCUGAAGAAUAUAGCCGGAUGCAGAAACGUAUCUGUACUGUAGUUUUAUACGGAAAUAAUGACAUUGGAAAGAUCAAAUACUUUGUUUUAUGUGAGUACUCUAAGUGUGUGUAUGCCGUGCUUGAACAAAUGCAAAUUGAAGCUCGAGUUUCAAAUCACUGCAUAGCUGUUACUUCAAUUGCGCAGAACUGUGUUGUGACAAAUGUUACAAAUCUGAAAGAAGUGUUGGUAUUUUUAGAUGUUAAGUCUAGAAAUAGACAAUUUGUGAUCCGGAUGCCCAAUUCUUAUGGACACGCAAUUUUCAAAUAACUGACGGAAUGAUCUUAAACAGUGAGAUCAGCUGAGUUGUUUAUUUCGCAGAUUUGGUUGUACACAAGAACAUGUAUUUGUUAAAGGUGGUAAUCUUAGUAACAAACUUGAUUCUUCUCACUGGUACAAAAAAGAAAAAAUCAUGUUAUUUAUUAUAUUUUACUGUUGAAUUGUUUUUUAGCUGAACUGCAAACAACCUAAGUAAUUUAAUGAUAUAUGUCAAUAAGCAUAUUUGAAAGAUGCCAUUAUCGGUAAUCACCACAUAUUUCUCUAAAACUUUUUUUUUUCUUUCGUCAGAACCUUCUUAUCCCAGCAUUUCUUCACUUCUGCAUGAAAAUUAAAGGAUUAAGCAAUUGUACAAUACAUGAUAAGAGUAAGAGAGUCCAUGUUGAUGUUAAACCUGUGUACAUAUUUAUUAUGUCGUUGAAUGCAAUGUGAGAAUAAAUUAUUGAUCAUUGUAAAUUGACAGGAUUAUCUGUACUAAAAUAGUUCUAGAUUUGUUCCUUAAAAAUGUUGUGACAGGUCUGUAACAGAUCAGUUACAGAUUUGUACCCAUUGUCCAUCAUCCAAAUACGAUGACCUUU